GCCGCCACCUCCCCGCGCCGGGCCUGCGCCGCGCCGCCAUGAAGGCCAUCGUCCAGCGGGUGGCCCAGGCCAGUGUCACAGUGGGUGGUGAACAGAUAAGUUCAAUAGGUCGAGGCCUCUGUGUGCUGCUGGGCAUUUCUUUAGAAGAUACGCAAAGAGAGCUGGAGCACAUGGUUCGAAAGAUCUUAAACUUGCGAGUGUUUGAAGAUGAAAGUGGGAAGCACUGGUCCAAAAGUGUGAUGGAUAAACAGUAUGAAGUGUUGUGUGUGAGCCAAUUUACUCUCCAGUGCAUCCUUAAAGGAAACAAGCCUGACUAUCACAUGGCAAUGCCCACAGAGCAGGCGGAGAGUUUUUAUAACAACUUCCUAGAGCAGCUAAGAAAAGCCUACAAACCAGAGCUUAUUAAAGAUGGCAAGUUUGGCGCCUACAUGCAGGUACACAUCCAGAAUGAUGGUCCUGUAACAAUAGAGCUGGAGUCCCCAGCUGCUGCUGUUGACCCUAAACAGCUGGCAAAACUUGAAAAGCAACAACAAAGAAAAGAGAAGACCAGAACCAAGGUACCCUCUGAAUCAAGUAGAGAAAGAAAUGCCCCCCGUAGCAAAGAUGACCCCAGUGCAAGCAGUGGAGCAGAAGGAGAUGUGUCUUCGGAAAGAGAGCCAUAGCUCAUCCAAAGCAGGCCUCAGUUUCUCAUACAAAAGCUGCACUGGAUCCUUGAAGAGAGACCUAACAGACAUUCACCUCAGCACCACUCUUUGAGGACUUUGGAUAAAAAUGGAAAAUGGAAAAGCAGAGCUAAGACAAUAGAAACUUACAUCAUUCUGUAUUGAAACAACCAAAGCAAUGCUAUCAGAUUCAGUUGUUAAUGUGUAGUACCAGUAGUAAAAAGGACUUGUAACAUUUCUGUGUAUGUGUUAUCACAUGACUGCCGAAUAAAGGAUGGCUGUAGGCAGACUGUAGCAGAACAUUCACUCUUGGUACAUAAGCUACAUUUCAAAAAUAAAUCAGGGUUUUUCCUUAAACUUACACUUGAAUUCUAAAAAUCAUUCGAGCAAGCUUGUACUUUGAUUCCCACUCUAUGAUGUCAUGUGCUACCUGUUCCCAUGUCAGCAUGAAGGUCUGUGUAUAUUUUGGCAUAUUGUUCAACUGCUGUGUAACACCAAGUUAGGCAGUCUAGUCUUUUUGCAUGGAUUAAGUUAUUAAAAGGAAAGAUCAGACGCUAGUUGUUUAUCAUGCAGAACAUCUGUCUUGUAAACUUUUUUAAAAACAGAAAAGACUUUAUUAAACAAAUGAUGCUA
Messenger RNA from Gallus gallus (chicken), 1295 nucleotides. It is a transcript of the gene DTD1, whose product is annotated as D-tyrosyl-tRNA deacylase 1. Gene Ontology annotation, molecular function: D-tyrosyl-tRNA(Tyr) deacylase activity. Gene Ontology annotation, biological process: tRNA metabolic process. The transcript has 6 exons. Gene Ontology annotation, cellular component: cytoplasm. The coding region runs from base 39 to 662 and encodes 207 amino acids. Lineage: Eukaryota; Metazoa; Chordata; Aves; Galliformes; Phasianidae. The record is from RefSeq and is marked validated.